Molecule: messenger RNA, 1715 nt
Organism: Anolis sagrei ordinatus
Lineage: Eukaryota; Metazoa; Chordata; Lepidosauria; Squamata; Anolidae
Source: RefSeq, a predicted model, not a curated record
GAGAUUAUUCCGAGCAAGUGUUAGGAGCCACAGGCAAACAUACACCCGAAUAUAGAAUGACAGAGAUGGCUAUGUCUUAAAUAACGCCGUAGCUCAUGGAGAGGACAGACAGGUCCCACUAAGGGUGCCGUCCAGGUAGCUUCUUCCAGAAAACUAUGGACAGCAAAGAAUAUCAGGGAGCCCAUUUGGCCUUCAAAUCACGCUGGCACAAGACAGAUGAGGAACUUUGUAGACAUAGUAUGUCCUUUGUACUGCACAAGGCAAUCCGGAAUGAUUUUUUCCAGAGUUAUCUGUAUCUGCUGGAGAAGCUACCACUGGUCAAACUUUAUGCAUUGACAAGUGAAGUCAUCAAUGGUGAAAUGCAAUUCUAUGCCAGAGCCAAAAAUUUCUACAAGGAGGUGCCAGCAUCAGAAGAUGGUAUGAUGGGAGAUUAUGUCGAGUUGUCCAGUACAGAUACUGAGUCUUCUAGGGAAUUCCUUAGGAGUUUUGUAGGGAUAUCUGCUCAGGGUCCCGGCAAAGCUGGCACUGAUUUUGCCCUUGACUGUGGCUCAGGCAUUGGUAGAGUCAGCAAGUAUGUUCUCCUUCCCUUCUUUGAGCAUGUGGAGCUGGUGGACAUGAUGGAGAAUUUUCUGACUGAAGCUCAGAACUACUUAAGGGGUCAAAAACACAAAGUCAACAUGUACUAUUGCAGCAGUCUCCAGCAAUUUACUCCUACACCCCAAAAAUAUGAUGUAAUCUGGAUUCAGUGGGUUUCAGGAAACCUGACAGAUAAGGAUUUGCUAAGUUUUUUUAUCCGCUGCCAGAAUGGCUUAAAGGAAAAUGGAAUUAUCAUCUUGAAGGACAAUGUGGCUCGGGAAGGCUGUAUCCUGGACCCAUUGGACAGCAGUGUCAUUCGAGAUCUGAGCAUCCUCAGCAGCCUCAUUGUAAAGAGUGGACUCACCAUCCUGAGACAAGAAAAACAAGAGGGCUUCCCUGAGCAGUGUGUACCUAUCUGGAUGAUAGCCAUGCAGAAGAAUGGUGGCCAAACCAGAAAUGGGAUGUUGUAGUAAGCCUUAAUACGAAGCGUAAAGGCUGUUGAAAUGGGACUAAAACAAAGUGAACAAGCAUCAGAGAUAGGAAAUAAUAAAAUCAAAACAUCAUCCUUAAAUUUAUUGCAUAAUUCCUCCAAGGAGUAUGCCCCCCUUCCCCCAGCAAAUUAGAAGGUAGUCUAUAUUAGUUCAAGAGAUAACAAUUGCAGCCCAGGAUCACCAAAGUGAAUGUCAUGAUUGAGAUGGGUAAGAGGUAUAGGGGACCCUUGAAACCUAUGCCGCAAAAGUGUGUUUGAAAAUGCAUCAUAAUUGUAUUUGUUGUAUUUUAACUGUAUUUUUAACCUGUCACAUACAGACUGUUUUAUUGGGGUUUUUUUUAAUUUUUGUAUUUGCUUUCUUUUAAAUUGAUCAAAGUGUGUGGCUGCUAGCUGCCUUGAGUCCCCUCAGGGGGAAAGGUGAGCUAUAAAUAAAGUUGUUAAUAAUAAUAAUAAUAAUAAUAAUAAUAACUACUCAUGCUAAAAUAAAGGUAGUCCUAAAGGUGUUGCCACAGUCCUUUUCUUCUCUCCACUUUCCUCCAUAUUUAUAGUGCCAGAAAUUGAUAUAGAUGCUUCUUUGAAAACUGGUACACAACGUAACCUUAAUUUCUUAAACACUCAAGCCUCAGUGUUCCAAUGGGAUCAUAAGUAG